AUGGCUUCAUUAAUGAAAAAUCUUGAAGAUCUAACUAUUGUAUGGCUUGAUGUUGAUCGGAUUCAUGAAAAUAGGGAUGAUUAUUUUGAUACGAAAACUAAUUUACGAGAAUGUAAUAAUUAUAUAGAAAUAUAUAAUGAUACUGAUGAGUGUAUUCAUGAUCUUUAUGUACAAUUGAACCAGUUAUAUAACGAAAAUAUUUCAUCAUUAGAAGAAACAUUGAUUGUCUACCGUGGACAAAGUAUAAGUUGUGACGAAUUAGAAAAAAUAAAAAACAAUGUGAAUGGUCUUAUUUCAAUGAAUACAUAUUUAUCAACAACUCGAAUAAAAGACUUAGCGUUAACAUACGCUGGAAAUGGUUCUAAUAGACCAUCGUAUGAAUCCAUAUUAUUUGAAAUUACGCUUGAUAAGAAUGUUGCUACUAAAAGUAAACCAUUAGCUGAUAUAAAAGAUAGGAGUUAUUUUGGCAUGGGAGAAGAAGAAAUACUAUUAUCAAUGGGAAUAAUAUUCAAGAUUCAAUCAGUUGAACUAUUAGUUGAAGAUGGUAUGGUUUGGCAAGUUAAACUGAUAUUAAAUGAAUCAGUAGUAAAUAAAGAAAUAGAAAUGUUAUUCAAUUAUUUGAAAACGAAUUCAACUACAAGUAUAUCAAAUAUUGGUACAUUAGGCUUACUAUUAGGCCAAAGGGGAGAUUAUGAGAAAGCGGAACGAUAUUAUCAAAUGAUACUGAAUGAAUUACCAGAAGAUCAUUGGGGAGUUCCAAUAAUUUUUAAUAAUAUGGGAGUAUUAUACAACGAUAUGGGUCAUAAUAAAAAAGCAUUAAAAUAUUACACAAAAUCAUAUGAAACUUAUCAAAUGCAAAAAGUAUCAGAAAACGAUAUUCUGUAUGCGAAUUUAUAUCAUAAUAUGGGUUCAUUAUAUUAUGAAGACAACGAUAAUAAAACUGCAUUGAAAUAUUUUACCAAAGCUUUUGAAAUUUGCCAUAAUAAUCCAACAUUACCAAGUCUUUUAUUAUCUGCAACAUUACACACAGAUAUGAGUGGAAUAUUUGAAGAUAAUGAAGAUUUUAAUAAGGCACUAGAAGAGCUGCAGUGUACGCUUAAAAUCCAAUUGAAAAUUUUACCGUCAAAUCAUUUCAGAAUUGCUGCAACAUACAAUAACAUAGGAGGCAUUUAUCUUGGUAAAGGUGACUAUAAAACAGCAUUACAAAAUUUUGAAAAAGCACUGGAUAUUGGAUUACAAUCACUACCACCUGAUCAUGAAAAUAUUCAAACAUAUAGUGAACAUAUAAAACUUGUAACAGAAAGACUGAACUAA
This is a messenger RNA of Rotaria sp. Silwood1, 1314 nucleotides long. Lineage: Eukaryota; Metazoa; Rotifera; Eurotatoria; Philodinida; Philodinidae. The record is from the annotation of a GenBank genome assembly.